Paramecium octaurelia is the source of this 960-nucleotide messenger RNA. Lineage: Eukaryota; Ciliophora; Oligohymenophorea; Peniculida; Parameciidae. The record is from the annotation of a GenBank genome assembly.
AUGUUUAUGCUUAUAUUUUUCUCUUUGGUAAUAGACUCGAAUUAAACUAGCUUAAAAAGUAAGGAUGAUAUGCUAUCAGCAAUCAGAGGCAAUUAUAAGAACGUUUUAUAAAAAGAGGAAGGAGCAAUCAUUUCAUCAAAAUCGUAAAAUGGUAUGAAGGCUGGUAACAAUGGCAGCUGUCUUAAUGAUUAAAUGUAUGAUUUGGAAAUUUAUACUUGGAAUUCUUCUGGUUAUUCAAUUACUUUUCAACUUAGACAAAUAUAUGAAUUAAAUACAUUAAAAAUCUGGUUUUGGGAUGGUAAUAGCAGAAUCUACAGAUUCAAAAUGAGGAAUAAGAGAAGUUGGUUUAUGACGGCAUAGGAAAAAGUAUUUUUAUCUUAAAAUUUCUUGAUUAAUUUGUUUAAGGAUUUAGAGUAUAUAAUGUGGAUGGGAAUACAGAUAAUAAUCAAAUGCAUAUCUUAAGGGCUUAAGCCUUCUACUAUUUAAAAGCAGAUUAUUAUAUAUGAAAUAGUAUAAUAUUUAUUACAAGUUUUUACAAUGAUAACUUAUUACUAAUAAGAUUUUAUUCAAAUUCAGAAGAAAGAAAGUGUUUCCUUUGACUAUAGGCGUGAAUAAAUUAUACUGUAAAAUGAAACGUUCAAAAUAAUGCCUUUAUAAGAUUAUUAAAUUAUGAAUGUUAGUGUGCAAUUCUUUAAUUCAAUUACAUAAUUAAUUAAUGAUAAAAUCACAUUUUAUAUUAAACUACAAAUAAAACCAAACUUACUUAAAAAUGGAUCAGUGAUUUUAUAAUCUUAAUUUCUUUAGACUAUUUUAAUAACUGAAUUCAUCCUUCAUAAAUAAUAUUUAAUUUAUGUAUGUGUCUUAGUUAAAUGUGAUUUUUAAUUGAUCUUUCACUAUCAUCCUUUAUUUGCUAACAAUUUUUCUUACAUUAAAAAUUCUUUAUAAUAAAUUCUGAAUUGA